Molecule: messenger RNA, 1350 nt
Organism: Aquila chrysaetos chrysaetos
Lineage: Eukaryota; Metazoa; Chordata; Aves; Accipitriformes; Accipitridae
Gene: DTYMK
Product: deoxythymidylate kinase
Exons: 5
Coding region: 46-582 (178 amino acids)
Biological process (GO): dTDP biosynthetic process; dUDP biosynthetic process; dTTP biosynthetic process
Cellular component (GO): mitochondrion; cytoplasm; nucleus
Molecular function (GO): dTMP kinase activity; ATP binding
Source: RefSeq, a predicted model, not a curated record
CGGGCGGCGGCGGAAGGGGCGGGCGGUAGCGCGCCGGCGCGCGCUAUGGCGGGCCGGCGUGGCGCGCUGAUUGUGCUGGAGGGGGUGGACCGCGCCGGGAAGAGCACGCAGGGCCGCCGGUUGGUAGAGGCGCUGCGGGCCGAUGGCCACUGCGCCGAUCUCCUCCGCUUCCCGGAGAGAACAACGGAGAUUGGGCAGCUGAUCAGCUCCUACCUGGUGAAGGAGAAGAACCUGGAGGACCACGCCGUUCACCUGCUCUUCUCCGCUAACCGCUGGGAACAUGUACCGUCAAUGAGAGAGAAACUACAUCAAGGGAUCACACUUGUGGUUGACAGAUACGCCUUUUCUGGAGUGGCCUUCACAAGUGCCAAAGAGAACUUCUGCCUGGACUGGUGCAAACAGCCUGACAUUGGACUCCCAAAGCCAGAUCUGAUUCUGUUUCUUCAGUUAAGCCCGGAAGAAGCAGCGGAACGAGGGAACUUUGGAAAUGAACGUUAUGAGAACAGCUCCUUCCAAGAGAAAGUUCUACAGUCCUUCUAUCAUCUGAUGAAGGAUAAGACAUUAAACUGGAAGAUAAGCUGACAAACCUGGGUAAAAAGCAGUGGGACACACCCAUGCUCUUCCCUGCCUGUUUCCUUGGCAUCCUGCAGCAUCUGCCAAGGAUUCUGGAAUUGCUCCUGCAGCUUGUAGACACAAUACUGAUGAUCACCUUCCUUCUCACAUGGCCAGUUUCCAUCAGCAUUUGCUGUCUGAAUGCUACCAGAAGCCUCUCCAAAUACAUGAUCUUUUUUUGUUCCACCCUGCUGCAUCACUUUUCCUUCUUGUUCAUCCCUUGGAGCUGUUUGCAGAGGACUGCACAGUCAGCAGCCUUAUCCCAGAAGAGGAAGCGUUCCCCAUUUACCCUGUGUGUAGAUCAUCUAGGCUGAGGUUUUCUGGUGGGGGCAUCCUUUUUACCAUCUCCAUCACCCUGUCAGUGCUCGAUCAUGAGAUAUGGGCAGCAUCUUCUGCUUAUUCUGUAGCUUUCACGCAGACAUAGGAGGACACAGGUUAUGGAUAAGUUACUAGUCACCAGAAGCUGGAGAUAUACACAGAUUUGUCAAAUGAGCAGACUGUGUAAGGUAAAAGUAAUUCUUCACAGGCUGUUUCAGGUAAACAUCAUUCUCUAACAUGAAAGAGUUUUUGUGUACUAUUAGAACCUGAAGGACCUAAAUGUACAACAAUCACCAGACUAGGACUUUUAUUCCAGUAAAUGUUAUGCUAGGAAAUUACGUUCCCUACAUCACAACAACUGGAAAAAUAAGCUGACAGAAAACAUGUACCAUAGCACAAAACCCAAAAUAAUUCAUUUAA